Sclerotinia borealis F-4128 is the source of this 789-nucleotide messenger RNA. Lineage: Eukaryota; Fungi; Ascomycota; Leotiomycetes; Helotiales; Sclerotiniaceae. The record is from the annotation of a GenBank genome assembly.
AUGCCAGCCUGCACACUCCAUCUCCUUUCUCUCUCAGUUACAAUUCCUCAAUUCCUCUCCGUCCUCUCAAAGACUUCACUCACCCCACUCACAAUCGGUAGGGUCGUGCGUUGGAUCAUCCUCCCAACAUCGAUAUCAAUCGACCCACUUCUCGCACGUAACAUCCAUUGGGAUAUCCUGAUCAUCCUGCCCAACACCGAUAUUCUCCCACCCUCACUACAAAAACUUAUCCUCCACCAAUGGCAAGUCACUGCCGGCAUACCUUCACGAUUACUCCAAGAUUUCGCAUCGAGAAAUAAGAACCUACUUGAUCCUCGACCGGAAGAUAUACCACCCCUUACAGGAAGUUUGGAGAAACCACGCACGGCAUCCUCAGCACAAGCUCUUGAGCUUUCUCCCCAAUUAUUAGAAUGGAUUAAAGUGUUCAGUAAACAAGAAGGACAAGGCGCAGUUUCUAUGCUUAACCUUCUAGCAUUUAAGCAAGGCCGCAAAGAAGAAUACCUGAAAUAUGGCGCCGCAUUUGCAAAAUCUAUUGGGUCGAAACGAGGUGGCAUUGCGAAGAUUGUUGGUACGGUGAUACAUGAGGGGGAGUCGAAAGAAAGGGGUGAAUGGGAUGAGGUUGCGUUGGCGCAUUAUCCAAGUAUUGAACACUUUGCAGAUAUGUUGGCUAGUGAAGAUUAUCAGGAAGUCAAUCACAAAUAUAGGGUGGGAAGUUUGAAGGAUACAUUCAUUCUUUGCACAACGGAACUGGAUUUGCCCGUAUGGGACAAGGGCGAGUCCAAAUUGUAA